AUGGUCUCUUCACGCGCGCUUACUCUGAACCUGGCGGGGCUCAGUGCUCUGGUAUCCAUCUCCCUUGCUACUCCUAUUGAGCAUGCCAACCAUUUUGACUUGAGGCCCUUCUCUAUCAAUCUCUCGAGAGGAGUUCCUCGAAUGCUUGAACUUAUCAAGGACACAAAGCUUCCAGACAAAGAGGAGUAUCCGGGGGUUGGAUCAUCGGCUGGCAUUGGUCUUGACGUUGUUAAAAGUCUGCAGAGAGAAUGGACUGUUGACUUUGACUGGCACAAAGAAGAAGCCAAGUUGAAUAAGUAUCAUCAUUAUACGGCCGAUAUCGAGAAUUUGUCAAUCCAUUUUAUCCACGAAAAGUCUCACGACGCAGAAGCGAUUCCGCUUCUACUUAACCAUGGCUGGCCGGGAUCGUUUCUGGAGUUUUUGCCAGUGAUAAACAAUUUGACGCAGAAAGCAACCACUUCAACCGGUAAACCUAUUUCGUUUCACGUUAUUGUACCGUCGAUGCCAGGAUUCGCUUUCUCAUCGGCCCCGCCGGCGAAUUGGACCGUUGACGAUACGGCACGCGUCUUCAACACCCUGAUGACCAAAGUUUUGGGCUAUGAGACAUUCGCAACCUUUGGAACCGAUUUUGGCGCCGGACCAGCGUACAGUCUCUACGAUAACUUUAAUUCGUCAACACGCGCCGCACACUUUGCCUUCCUACCGUUUUUUCCACUCCCCCCAGAUCAAUUGGCGGCAGAGAAUAUUACGCUUUCGAAAUUGGAGCAGUCAGAGGAACAGAACUUUGUAACCUGGUCAACCACUGGAAACGCAUAUUUUUCUGAACAAGCGACCAAGCCCAAUACGAUCGGACUUGCGCUUCAGGAUAACCCAAUUGGACAGCUGGCGUGGAUGGGCGAAAAGUUCAUAUCUUGGUCCGAUCCGAAAGCGGGAACAGCUCCCUCGGUUCUGAACCACAACCAAAUCUUACUAUCUACGUCACUUUACUACCUCACACGGUCCUUCCUCUCUUCUGUAUACGUUUACUUUCAGAACCCGAACGGAUUCAAGUCUGUGUAUACCAAGGCUAAAACGGAUGCACCUCUUCUAUUCAGUGCUUUCCAGUAUAACGUUGCGUUUUGGCCUCAAGCACUGGUAGCAAAGGUUGGAAACUUGGUCAUGUAUAACAAUCAUGAAUUCGGAGGUCACUUCCCAGGACUUGAUAACCCACCGGCUCUUAUUCAAGACUUGAGAGAGAUUGGCAACUACUGGGACCGGGCAUGA
Trichoderma harzianum CBS 226.95 is the source of this 1263-nucleotide messenger RNA. RefSeq lists its product as hypothetical. Gene Ontology annotation, biological process: epoxide metabolic process. Gene Ontology annotation, molecular function: epoxide hydrolase activity. Bases 1 to 1263 code for a protein of 420 amino acids. The record is from RefSeq and is a predicted model, not a curated record. NCBI's taxonomy places the organism in Eukaryota, Fungi, Ascomycota, Sordariomycetes, Hypocreales, Hypocreaceae. The transcript has 5 exons.